Messenger RNA from Phytophthora sojae, 453 nucleotides. RefSeq lists its product as hypothetical. The record is from RefSeq and is a predicted model, not a curated record. Lineage: Eukaryota; Oomycota; Peronosporomycetes; Peronosporales; Peronosporaceae. The transcript is spliced from 2 exons. The annotation marks the transcript as partial.
GACCGUGCGAUGUUUGGAUCUGUUUGGCGAGUUCUAAGUGCGGGUGGUUGGAGUUCGAAGUGUCCAACAGGGCGAAGCUUGAGUGAUCUGUACCGCUAUAUCCCUCCCGGUGGUGACUCGAAUGAAACAGAGGGUAUUGAUUAUUUUCUGGGUGAACGAGCGCUUCUGGAGCACUAUCGGCGGACAUUGGUAGCGGAGGAUGGUAAUACGGAUGGUGCCCUGUCCAAGCGACCCGAUGACGAAAUUGAUGCUGUGGCAAUGAAAGAAGAGUUGAUUCGCCGAGCACAUGCGGCUGCCGAAAAAGUUGUUGAUGCUAGCGUAGCAUUUUCACCGGCUGAUGAGGAGUGGAUGCCGCUCAGUUUGUAUCGCGACGUUGGCGCAGCAUUUUUGAUUGGUGUGGUGACUCGCUACAGCCUGGUAAGCGAAAAAAAUGCUGACAAUGUUAGCGUUCCU